AACAGAAAUUAGAUGCUUUUCAACAAGCUUUGCGUUAAAGAAUUAUGCAAUAAAAUCCCAUUUUAAAGAACAUCUCCGCUUUCCCCGCUAAUACCGGGACCGUGUCAAGAGAUGGCGGUAGUGAACACUGGAGCCUUUCUGAGUAGCAAGAAAGGAAAAAAGAACAACACAAACAACUACAAGAAAACCACAAAACCAAGAUGGCGGUGCAAGAAACAGCGUCCCAACUGUCCAUGGCUCUAAAAGUCCAAGAAUAUCCCACCCUGAAGGUCCCGUAUGAGACGCUGAACAAACGUUUCAGAGCAGCUCAGAAAAACAUAGACCGGGAGACGAGUCACGUCACCAUGGUGGUGGCAGAGCUGGAGAAGACGCUGAGCAGCUUUCCAGUGGUCGACUCGGUGGUGUCGCUGCUGGAUGGAGUGGUGGAGAAGCUCAGCGCUCUGAAGAGGAAGGCUGCAGAGUCUAUUCAAGCAGAAGACGAGAGCGCCAAGCUAUGCAAGCGUCGCAUCGAGCACUUGAAGGAGCACAGCAGUGAUCAGCCAGCUUCAGUCAGUCUGUGGAAGAAGAAACGCAUGGACCGCAUGAUGGUGGAGCAUCUGCUGCGCUGCGGCUACUACAACACAGCUGUCAAACUGGCCAGACAGAGCGGUAUAGAGCUGUCUUGAGUUUAGUCUGAGAAUCCAGGAGUUUAUCGAGCUCAUCAGACAAAACAAGCGCAUGGAUGCAGUCCGACAUGCAAGGAAGCACUUCAGCCAAGCAGAAGGGGGACAGUUGGAUGAGGUUCGGCAGGUGAUGGGCAUGCUGGCCUUCCCAUCAGAUACACACAUUUCCCCUUAUAAGGAUCUUUUGGAUCCAGCUCGCUGGAAGAUGUUGAUCCAGCAGUUUCGAUAUGACAACUACAGACUUCACCAGCUGGGAAACAACUCUGUCUUCACCAUCACCCUGCAGGCUGGGCUGUCUGCCAUCAAGACCCCUCAAUGCUACAAGGAGGAUGGUAGUUCCAAAAACCCAGACUGCCCAGUUUGCAGUAAAUCUCUAAACAAACUGGCCCAGCCGCUACCUAUGGCUCACUGUGCCAACUCUAGACUAGUGUGUAAGAUCUCUGGGGAGGUCAUGAAUGAAAACAACCCUCCUAUGAUGCUGCCUAAUGGAUAUGUGUAUGGAUACAACUCCCUGCUAUCCAUUCGCCAAGAUGACAAAGUGGUGUGUCCCAGAACCAAAGAAGUCUUCAACUUCUCUCAGGCAGAAAAGGUCUACAUCAUGUGAUCAUUUGAAUGAUGCUUAUAGUGUUAACAAGACCAAAUCCUGGCCUGUCAUCUGUGACCGGGUUAACUCAAGAGCCACCAGUGGAGCUGUGAUCCAGUACCCCCACCCCAUUCUGCUAGCUGGUCCAUCUCCCCCACCCCCCCAGUGUUGUCUCACAGAAACUGGGCUCUUCUUCUUUCAGACUGUGUUUUAGAUGUGGCUAGAAGUUGUUUGAACUGAUUCAUCCAAGCACAUGGACUACCAACAUGUCAUUAUCUUAAAGGCCUUUAUUCUGAAUAUUACUCUCUAGAGAAAAGGACUGGGUGGAAAAACUAGUAGUUAGAUGUUUGAUUUUACUACAGCAAAUAAAAAAACCUUGUUAAAUGUUA
Molecule: messenger RNA, 1634 nt
Organism: Nothobranchius furzeri (turquoise killifish)
Lineage: Eukaryota; Metazoa; Chordata; Actinopteri; Cyprinodontiformes; Nothobranchiidae
Source: RefSeq, a predicted model, not a curated record